Molecule: messenger RNA, 639 nt
Organism: Stomoxys calcitrans (stable fly)
Lineage: Eukaryota; Metazoa; Arthropoda; Insecta; Diptera; Muscidae
Exons: 5
Coding region: 1-468 (155 amino acids)
Source: RefSeq, a predicted model, not a curated record
AUGACACCGGACUUUAGGUUACCGUCUCUGGACGAGAUCAUUAUGCAGAUGUGGAAGAAUAUGAAGUUACCAGGCCUAGUCAUCGAACCAGAGCUGUCCGGAGAAAUGAAACUGAAAGCAAAUCUACGACGCACCAGCAAACAUUUUUGCACUCAAAUUUUGUUGUUGAGAAUACAUUUUAUUUGUUGGCUUGGAAAAUUGAAAAAUUUUUUAGUUGAUAUUUCAAUAAAAGUUGCUGAUUUUCAAAACUUAUUUUUAUCUGUGCACGAGUAUAUCUAUAUUAGCAACCAUAUUUGUCUUGUGUUAAUCUCCUCCUUUCCCUUGGCGAUCACCAAUCAAUCUGAUCGUCAGCUCUCCUUUUUAGCCAAAAACCAUUUCUGCUGCUGCUGCCGUAUUUGCUUACUGGGAUCGUGUCAAAGAACAACCACCUCAAACCGCAAGUCUGCUCAGUCAGCAGUCAACUCGUAACAACAUAAAUCCCCUCAAAGAGAUCAAAUAUCAACCAAACAUCACCGUUGUAUAUUUCUUUGGUGAUCUUGUUUGAAACGAGUACAGCAAACACGCGGGUGAAAGAAACAGGGUGAAUCACAGAAAUCAAUUGAAAAUCAAAGUUCAAAGCCGGUUUUGUAAAAGAGAUAU